Phlebotomus papatasi is the source of this 1700-nucleotide messenger RNA. Its product is annotated as eukaryotic translation initiation factor 4H-like. Bases 227 to 1147 code for a protein of 306 amino acids. Gene Ontology annotation, molecular function: RNA binding. NCBI's taxonomy places the organism in Eukaryota, Metazoa, Arthropoda, Insecta, Diptera, Psychodidae. The transcript is spliced from 4 exons. The record is from RefSeq and is a predicted model, not a curated record.
AAUGGCAGCCUUUUAUAGGCGGGGGUAAGUGGUUUGACGUUUGUGUCGAGGUCUAGUGGAAAUUCUGCCUCAAUUUUCACCGUUUUUGUGAUUUUGUGACCAAAUUGUGCUUAUUUGUCAAGCUAAAUACUUUUUCCUUCGAUUGAUUGCAAAAAAUCCAGUGUAGGUGAGUGCAAAAGGUGGAAAAAUAGUGUGAGGAGCGAGCACGCAAGUGUACAGUUUGACAAUGGCCGGCAGAGGUGGCUAUGACAAUCAGAGGGGCUAUGGCGAUCGGUCGAAAAAACCUCUGCCCACGGAGCCACCGUAUCUGGCCUUUGUGGGGAAUCUGCCCCAGGGACUCGUCCAGGGCGACGUCACGAAGAUCUUCCAGAAUUUCGAAGUGAAGAAUGUGCGCCUGGUGAAAGACAAAGAGACCGAUCACUUCAAGGGCUUCUGCUAUGUCGAAUUUGAGACGCUGGACAAUCUCGAACGAGCUCUUGAACUCGAUGGACGCAUUCAGUUGGAGGAUUCCAGUCAACUUCUGCGAAUUGAUGUGGCUGAGCAGAAGAAAUUUGACCGUGGUGGCUUCAACAAGCGCGGUCCGCCACGGCAGGGCGGUGGCGGAGGCGGAAGUGGUGGCUUCAAGGGGCGCUCCGAUGGCCGUGGGGGCUACAAUGAUGGCGGAUAUGGUCAGGGGCGCAGUGACUAUGACAGAAGAGGCGGAGGAGGACAAGGUGGCCGAAGCAACUUCAACGCAGAUCGCGGGCCGAAUCGUGGGCGCUACGGUAACUUCUCAGAGGACGGCGGCGGCGGUCGCGACGACUGGAAUCGCAGCGAGGGCGGCGGCCGCAACUAUGGCGAUCGUGGUGGCCGCGAUGGAGGAGGAAAUUAUGGAGGCGGCGGCCGCGACGACCGCUAUGGCAACUACAGACGCGGCCACGGCGGCGGCGGUUCCAGUGGCCAUGACCGCGAUUUCGACAAACGCUCGCACGAAGACUUGAAGCCAAUGGCAAUGGCAAUCAAUGACGAUGGGAGGCCAAGGCUCAAACUGAAUCCGCGCACGGUGAAGGAGCCGAUAAAUUCACUGGCUCAGACAACACAGGCGGCAUCAAUUUUUGGGAAUGCUCGUCCACGUGAGGAGAAAUUGAAGGACUUGGAGGAGAAUUAGGCGAAGAGAGAGAGUGAGUGAGUAGAUUUUUUGACAGAGACAAGAGAGAAAGUGUCUCUCCUUUUCGGAGAUGACCACAAUUUACUAAGCGAUAGCAAGAGAUUUAACCCCAGAUGUUUACACGAGAGAAUUUUUUUGCGAUGAUGCAGUCACGAUAAAUUUCACACAGUUAUUAAAGAAAAAAAUAAAACGAACAAGAGGAAAAAAUUGCAAAUGAAUGAUUAAACGCGGAGAAUGUUUGAAAAAAAAAGACAGUCAGCAUAAAUAUUAAAAAAAAAACUUGUACCAAGAAAAACUGCUAAAUGAUAAAUGAGUUGUUAAAUGCGAAAGGAUACGAUUUUGCGGAUAUCCAUCAGAUCCAAUUUUUCUGCCAAGUGGUUUAUAAACUGAGGAAAGAUUUAUUCAAAUGCGCGAUUUUCUAUUUCAAUGCGAGAUAUAUAGAGGCAAAAACAAAUACAAAGAAUUAAAUAAAAAGAAAGUGAAGAUAGGGUGAAAAAAAAAUACUGAAUGCACGUAGAAAAAAUCACGAGUGAGAAUUAAAGGAAAAAACAAA